GAGAGAGAGAGAGAGAGAGGGAGAGGGAGAGAGAGAACAAGAGAAAACAAGAGAGAGGAAGUCAGCAAUCAGCACUUCUUAGACAGAUCACCAGUGUCUACCAAUGACAUCUUAUUACAAGAACGCUGUAAAGAAAGAGGGACAAAAGCAGAUUUGUUAUAUUAUUGUACCCUUAUCCUUUCUUUAAAAAAAAUGAAGAAUAGAAUACAGGGCUGUUUGUCAGACUUCUUCUUUGAAUACGAGACUCCUCGUCAGGUUCUGGUCAGGAACAGAAGAGUUGGAAUUGUGUGUAGAUUCAUCCAGAUGGGCGUUCUAGCCUACAUCAUAGGGUGGGUGUUCAUGUAUGAGAAAGGCUACCAGACAGUGGAUACUGCCUUUGGCUCAAUAUUGACCAAAAUGAAGGGACUUGCUUUCACAAAUAUCAGUGGAGAGGAGAGGGUAUGGGAUGUAGCGGAUUAUGUCUUUCCAGAACAGGGUGCCUCGUCUUUUGUUGUGAUGACAAAUUACAUUGCCACUGUGGGACAGACACAGGGCAAAUGUCCUGAGGUGCCAAACGGGAAGAAUAAGUGCAUGUUAGACGCAGACUGUGAUGAAGGCAAAUACAAACGUACGGGAAAUGGGUUCAUGACGGGCAAGUGUAUGAAUAAAACAACCAGUACUUGUGAGGUCUACUCUUGGUGUCCUGUUGAAGAUGAUCGUAUAAUACCCGAUCCUCCAAUAUUGAAAGUAGCAGAAAAUUUCACUCUGUUCAUCAAAAACUCAAUCUCUUUCCGCUAUUUUAAUGUUGUCAGGAGUAACCUGGUAGAAGGUGUGGAUCAAGCGUACCUAAGUAGCUGUCAGUAUGACCCAAUAGAUAAUCCACUGUGUCCUAUCUUCAGACUGGGAGACAUUGUGGAGCGUUCUGGGUUGAAUUUCUCGGAAAUCGCACGUGUGGGUGGGGCUAUAGGAAUUCUCAUUGAAUGGAAUUGCAAUCUGGACUUCAAAAUCAAAUACUGCAAACCACAAUAUGAAUUUUAUGGCCUUUAUGGAACUGGGAGAAAUGAUAAAGAGGAGAAACCAUCACUGGGAUACAAUUUCAGAUAUGCUAAACAUUAUUUGGAAAACGGCAAGGAGAAGAGAACAUUAAUGAAGGUGUUUGGUUUAAAGAUAGACAUCGUUGUUUAUGGACUGGCAGGAAAAUUUGAUAUCAUCCCAACGUUGACAGCUAUAGGCUCAGGAGUAGGAAUUUUUGGAGUGGCAACCGUUGUGUGUGAUUUGCUCCUUCUACAUUUACUUCCAAAAAGAGAUUUCUACAAAAACAUGAAAUACAAGAAUACAAAAAUCCAAGAAGAGAAGCCCACAUUAUCACCUCCGGUGAUAGAAAAAGAGAAACCAAGGGAGUGAAGAGAGAGAGAGAGAGAGAGAGAGAGCGGCUGCCAUGACUACUGACUAAUUCUGCACUGAAAACACAACAUCAAUACUGGAACCCAUGCAAAAGAACUGGGAGAUAUUGUAUAACGCACUCCAGAACAAGUCUGAGAUUAAAUCAACUGCGCUGUAAAAAAUGCAGCAUUAAGUUAAUGGAGCAGUAUGUAAGAAAUUUAUAUCAAUUAAUCAUAAAAUGGCCCUGAUAUGUCACUAGACAUUAAGAAAUAAUUUUCAUUUCAAAUACAUAUAUCCCUGACAACAGUGGUCCGGCCAGGAUAUUGUCAUUUAAAAAGUGAAGUUGCAGCCCUCAACUGAUGUUUAUGUUGUCAUUUUGUGUAUUGGCCACCAGUUGUGUGAUUGCAGUACCAGUUUUAGCCACAAGUUUUGGGAUUGCAAUAUCAGUUUUGGCCACAAUCCUACAUACUGUUCCUUUAAAGCAACACUAUGUAGUUUUUUUACCUUUAAAUAAUGUCUCUAAAAUUAUUUCAGUGAUAGAACAACUUUUAACUGGACAAAUUGUACUGUUGCUGCAACCUGAGCAGCCUCCUAGCUGCUACAAGCACACUCUGAAAGUGGCGGUGGAGGGUAGGAAACACAGCCCCGCCCCUUCCCCUGCCUGCAAAAGAGUGUCUGAUACCAGGCACUGUUGCGCUUUUCAACCACAUGGGGGAGCUGUAAGUCAUUUUUACAUGGAAACUACAUAGUGUUGCUUUAAAACAACUUUAUUUUGCAAGUCAAUUCAACAUAAUAUUUUAAGUUUAUAAAAACAAGUUGAAUUUGUUUAACUUAAUUUGUAAAGGUAAAGUAACAUAAAAUAUAUGUUGAUUUGACAUCAUUGUUUACAGUGUGCAAAAGGGAAAAAUAUGUUUUAAAUAUAAAAUUAUUAUUAAAGAGGUGUGUUGUACACUGUAAAAAAUAAAAUGAAAAUGCAGCAUUUAGUUAAAACAACUUGGUUUUGUAAGUCAAUAUAACUUGACCUGUGAUAAGUUGACAUAACUUAUAAAAACAAGUUUAAGUUGUUUAAAUAUAAUUUUUUUUACAUUAAAGUAACAAACAAAUGUAUGUUGAUUUGAGAAAAAUGUUGCAUUUUUUACAGUGUACGGUUUUUUCGGGUGAAGGCUCCUUCAAACUUUAUAUAGAAAGGCAAAUUUUAGAUAUAAGUCAUGGAUAAACAAAUACAGUAUGGACUUUUAUUACUUUAAACUAAAGUUGCUGUUAAGAUGAUACUGUAGUGCUGUUUUGUGAAAUAUUCUGGGUUUUAAAUAAGCCAAACUGCCAAAGGCAGUGUUUGAGAGAAAAAAGCUGUGACAUAUUUUUUGAAUUGUGUUAGUUUUAGCAGAUUUGUAAAUUUUUAUUCAUAUGAAAACUAGAA
Messenger RNA from Paramisgurnus dabryanus, 2779 nucleotides. The record is from RefSeq and is a predicted model, not a curated record. Lineage: Eukaryota; Metazoa; Chordata; Actinopteri; Cypriniformes; Cobitidae.